Gambusia affinis (western mosquitofish) is the source of this 2094-nucleotide messenger RNA. Its product is annotated as potassium channel subfamily K member 16-like. The coding region runs from base 638 to 1513 and encodes 291 amino acids. The record is from RefSeq and is a predicted model, not a curated record. The transcript has 5 exons. NCBI's taxonomy places the organism in Eukaryota, Metazoa, Chordata, Actinopteri, Cyprinodontiformes, Poeciliidae. Gene Ontology annotation, biological process: stabilization of membrane potential; potassium ion transmembrane transport. Gene Ontology annotation, cellular component: membrane. Gene Ontology annotation, molecular function: potassium ion leak channel activity.
CGACACAAAAUGUGAUCAGAUCAAAGGAUGUAAAUACUGCUCUGGAUUUAUUUUCUUCCCCGUUUGUCAAGGGUUGCAAUAACUUCCAGAGGAGCUCCACUAACAUUGACAGAUUUCACAUUUAUAGAAUUAAAUCACCUCCAACCUCCAGAUCCCAAAGUAGGAGACCGACAUCUGAGGGUGUCAAAUGGAAAGCAGGUAAAACAUUAACUUUUGUUCUGCUGACAAGAUACUGCCACUGCUUCCUUAUUAGUGGAAACAGCGGAAAGCUCGGGACCAGAUGUCGCUCGCUAAUAGAGGAAAAGAGUUCGGCCGUUACCUUGGUAACCCAGAAAUCAGCACCCAUGCUCCUCUGACCAGUCAGACUGAAGACAUUGCCAUUCAGAGAGAUACAACAUCAGCCUGAACAGCUGUGAUAUUAAACAAGACUGCUUUUUUCAAAAUACCUUUUUUUUUUUUUUUUUUAAGAAGAAUGCAUUUUUCUAAAGUAACAGGACAUCUAUUUGGAGAACUUCACAAGAACUGCUUAACAUAGAAAUUCAAUCUUCCUCUUUUUUUGAAGUACUUUUAUGUUUUUUCUGAGCUUGAGCACCAGCAUUUUUGUCUUUUUCUGGUGCUGUGGUGGGGUUGGGGGUUGAUGGCGUGGUUUCAUCUGGCUCGGGUCAAAGUGAACUGGACAGCACUUUUAAUUUUGGCCCACUUCACAUACCUGCUGAUCGGGGCCAUCAUCUUCCAGGUUCUGGAAAGAGAAGCCGAGAGCAACAACAGAAACUAUUUCCAGCUGGAAAAACUACAUUUCCUGGCUAAUUACACCUGCUUGGAUGGUCCUGCCUUGGAGAAGUUUGUCCAGGUGAUUUUAUAUGCCUGGGAAAAGGGAGUGAACCCCUCAGGCAACUCAACCAACCCCAGUAACUGGGAUUUCAGCAGCUCCUUCUUUUUUGCUGGCACAGUCGUCACAACCAUUGGUUACGGAAACCUCUCCCCGAGCACUGUGUCCGGUCAGGUGUUUUGUGUGUUUUACGCACUCUGUGGUAUUCCUCUGAACCUGGCUUUCCUGAAACAAAUGGGCAAGUGUCUGACUAUUCAUCUGGGUCGACUAGAGACAGGGAUGGUGGCAGUUGUUCCUCACAAGAAAGCCGUGGAAGCCCUGGCAGUCAGUUUGUUCUUCAUCACCGGCAGCCUGCUGUUUCUUGUCAUCCCUCCUCUUCUGUUCAGUUAUGUGGAAGGCUGGACGUUUGGAGAGGCCUUCUACUUUGCCUUCAUUACCCUCAGCACCAUUGGUUUUGGAGAUUAUGUAGUGGGCACCGACCCAGGAAAGGAGUACAUUUCCUUGUACCGCUGCCUUGCGGGCAUUUGGAUCAUCUUCGCGCUUGCUUGGCUCGCGCUUAUCCUCAACAUGGGAGUGAGAAUCAUGGAGAACCUGGUUAUCCUGACUCACCCAGGUUUUAAGAAGCACGAAGAAGAGGAUGAGGACGUUUCCUCCAGUAAAUUAGAAGUCACAUCAAAGAUCUGACAAUGGACUUUAAAAUUCUUUCAAGUAAUAUUAUUCUGCAAGUUAAUAUUUUAUUUAAUUUUUUUUCUCUCUCUCUCUCUCUAAGAUUUCUCUUAAUACAAGACGAGGCAUCAGCAGAUUUAAUACAUACAUAUAUUGGUGAUAUAUUGUGUUCUACCUCAGUGUGAAAGCCUGCUUGAUCAGGAAUCAUGUUUUUUCCAUUCUAUGAUUGGUGUUUAUCUUCUCCUUGUUCUCUUCUGAUUCCCGCCCUUAUGAUUAGAUGUUCAAACAGGAAGCUCAUAUCUGGGCUGUUAUUUCAUGACACUAUGUCACAUUGUGUGUGUGUGUGUGUGUGCGUGUGUGGGCAUGUGUUUUGUGUGUGUUCAUUGAUGUAGGUCCACAUCUGUGUUUGUGUGCUGACGGGAGACUCUAGUGAAUUGAGCGCGGACGGCUAUCUUAAACCAACACAUUAAUCAAGAUGGUGAUGUGAGGUGGAAAAAAGGAGGAUGGCCCUCACCUGACACUACCAUAUGUUUUUUUUUUUUUUCAGAAGACAAAAUUAAAAACACUAAAUCUGACAUUUAUUCAAGAUGCCGUGCAAA